Verruconis gallopava is the source of this 1800-nucleotide messenger RNA. RefSeq lists its product as uncharacterized. Gene Ontology annotation, cellular component: plasma membrane; fungal-type vacuole membrane. Gene Ontology annotation, biological process: transmembrane transport. The coding region runs from base 150 to 1715 and encodes 521 amino acids. Gene Ontology annotation, molecular function: transmembrane transporter activity. The transcript is spliced from 2 exons. Lineage: Eukaryota; Fungi; Ascomycota; Dothideomycetes; Venturiales; Sympoventuriaceae. The record is from RefSeq and is a predicted model, not a curated record.
GCCUAUCUUGUAGUGUUCGAGCCGAGGCCACUAGCAUUUAAAAUAAAGAGGAAAAUUUAUAACCUACAAGGCGAUGUUUGUCUUGGUGGGUUUGCCCCAUCCGAAUACAAUCAACUCCUACCCGGAAUAACCAGCUGGAUCUGCGAAACAUGGGUUGGGACUUGGAAAAACAAGAUGGGCGGUCGGAUGUCGUCCCCGCGGCAGACGAGAAGAAAAUUACAAUUGACGUUGAUGUGUCCAACGGCAAUUACAAUGCCUCCAGCAAAGAGAAUGGCGACAUAUUCGCAAGUCUCCGAAACUUUGAAGCGGCCAUGGACAAGAAGCUGGGGGUCGAAUCUGAAGCUAUCGACAGGAAACUUCCUAACGAUCGGCCUCCAGUGUCGUGGCACAGCCAACUCAACAUGUCGUUGAUAUGGGCAUCCGGCACCAUGAACAUCAGUUGCUUCGCUACCGGCUUUCUAGGCUGGGAGUUCGGAUUGGAUCUCAAGCAAAGCAUCCUCAUCACAAUCUUUGCCUCAAUACUUGGGGCUGCGGUUUCUGGCUUCUGCGCGACAAUGGGUCCACCGACUGGCUUACGGCAGAUUUCCAUCGGCCGCUACAGCAUGGGCUGGUAUCCAAACAAGCUCAUUGCCGCACUCAACACCAUUCAACAGCUCGGAUGGAGCGCCGUUGGCUGCAUCACUGGAGGCCUUGCUCUAACUGCAGUCUCCAACGGCGGUGUUUCAAUAGUCGUUGGCAUCAUCAUCAUUGCCGUUUGCAGCCUCGUGAUCAGCUUUGUGGGGCUUCGUGCUAUCUUGAUCUACGAGAAGUACGCAUGGCUGGUGUACUUCAUCAUCUUCAUGAUCAUCUUUGGGAUGACUGGAAAGUACGCAGAUAACACCACCCCCUCGUCACUAACUGGUUUGGAUUUCAGCGGUACAGUUCUCAGCCUCUUGGCCAUUGUUUACGGAUCUUCCGCAAGCUGGGCCACAAUUGCAUCGGAUUAUUACGUCCAUUACGCAGUCGACGUUUCGCGCAUCAGAGUGUUCCUCAUGACGACUUUUGGAAUUGCCAUUCCGACUAGCAUCGGCAUGGUCGCAGGAUGCGUCGUAAGUUCCGCACUCAAUAAUCGCCCAGAUUGGGAUGACGCAUACAAAAAUGGCCUGGGAUACCUAAUAAAGGCGAUGCUUCACCCAAGUGGAUUUGCGAAGUUUAUUCUAGUCUUGCUUGUCUUAAGCGGGAUCAACAUGAAUAUUAUGAACACAUACUCCGCCGCUAUCUCAUGCCAGCAAUUUUCACGACCAUUCGCCAAAAUUCCGCGCUUCAUAUGGACGAUUCUCUGCUUCGGCGUCAUCAUAGCCCUUGCCCUUGCCGGUCGCAAUCACUUGUUAACAUAUCUUCAGAACUUUCUUUCUCUGCUGGGAUAUUGGUGUACAUCAUAUUUUGUGAUUGUAUUCACUGAGCACUACUUCUUCCGUAAGGGUAAUUUUAACAACUAUGACUUGGAUGGCUGGAACGAUCCAAGCCGACUUCCAAUUGGACUCGGUGCUGGAGUGGCUUUUGGGCUUGGCAUUGUUGCAUGGGUGAUGGGGAUGGUUGAAACAUGGUAUGUGGGUCCACUCGGAAAGCUGAUUGGGGCUUAUGGAGGAGACGUCGCCAACGAAUUUUGCUUCGUGGUCACUUUGGUCACAUUUAUACCAGCACGUUAUCUUGAAAUCAAGUAUAUUGGUAGGUAACGGUCUAGAAAUCGCAAUAACGCUUGUUUGUAAGAAUGUACAAUAUGGAGCAGUAGCAUGAAGGUCGAACACGGCAUACUUGAUA